Messenger RNA from Cantharellus anzutake, 1600 nucleotides. RefSeq lists its product as uncharacterized. The coding region runs from base 46 to 1404 and encodes 452 amino acids. Lineage: Eukaryota; Fungi; Basidiomycota; Agaricomycetes; Cantharellales; Hydnaceae. The record is from RefSeq and is a predicted model, not a curated record. Gene Ontology annotation, cellular component: Ino80 complex. Gene Ontology annotation, biological process: chromatin remodeling. The transcript has 5 exons.
CCCCGAAAUCCCCGUCUCGCGCGCGUAAAUCUCGAAUUGUCGAGGAUGAUUCCGAUGAAGGCGAGUUCAAGCUAUGUACCCUGCCUCCACUCAAUGCGGCACACUAAUAUUGAGCAACAACGCUCUGGCGGACCAACGCUCUCCUCCCAUGUCCCCGGUUCUUAUGCACACGGCACAGAUGUAAAGAGGACAGCUGAUUCUGGGUUGACUGCUUCCCGCAACCUUACUUCGGCGCAUCGUUGGAAAAAUGCUACCAAGUCUCAUGGAUCCGACAACGAGCCCAAUAAGGGAAAUGAGCAACAAUGGCAGGAAAGGAAAGGCCAAGAGAAGGAUCGUGACGGCAAUGAAGAUGGUCAUCUCGAAUCCGAGGACCAAGCAGAACGGGAUGAUGAAGAGGCCGAUGUCGACAUUGAAGAAGACGAAUCCCCAAUCUCAGAUCCACCCUCAGAGUUAGAAUCCGAAGACUCGAUAUCGCCUCCGCCCAUCUCGACUCCUGCAAAAUCGACCAAGUCAAAAUUCACACCCAAACCAAAAGUAGCUGCACCACCAAAACAGAAACCCCCCUCAACGACCAGCAAGCCUGUUGAAAAACCUCCGGUGCUUAAAGUUACGCUCAAGUGGGGCAAAUCUCGACUCGGUGGUGCUGGAGGUGCUACGUCUUCGUCAAAGGUGGCUCCUAGUACAACGAGUGACAGCCUACAGGAAGGAGCCACGCCCGACAGAGAUCCAGUCCCAAAGAAAAAACGAACGCGUCUUGUUGGAGAGUCUGAAGAUGACGACUUUGACGAAUUGGAUAUGGAUGAACAGUCUCUCAAUUCCACCUCGCGGCUAACAGUAAGACAGGCCGCCUUGGCUUCUGGUACAGCUGCAGCUGCGAGCCUUUUAGAAUUGCCGACGAAGCAAUCGUCGAAGAAGAAAAACUUGAAUGCUGAAGAACUCGCAGCGCGCAGAGCUGAAACCGCAAAAAAAAGGAAAGAACUCACUACUCAAAAGUUAGAAGAUGACAAGACCGAGACAAUAAACCGUCUACUCAAACGCCAAUCAGCAGGCACGCGACGCAAAAAAGCUAUUGAGGAGUUGCAAUCAAAUACGGGUAAUAGAGGCUCACUUCAACCAGAAUCCACCAUCGCGCCUAUCCCUACUCCUAGGUUGGGAUCAGAGGAUCUCCGAAUUACACGAAGUGUGCCUUGUUUCAGGUGGAUAUCGACAUCACGACCACCUGCUUUGGCAUCCAGUCCGACAACAAAGAAAAUGGAAGAGAGCGUUGGUUGCGCGGCUUCGAUGGAACGAAGUGACGAAGACACAACGAUGAAGGCUCCAGAAGAAGGAUCGAACGUUAGAUUCAGCUUUUCGAUUCCUUUUGAGCUACUUCCUUCUCAACCUCCAGCCGGCGAUGUAACUUGAGGAUAAUUUGUAGAUUCUUUGGGUCUGCGUUCUGCUCCUCAUAUUGGGGUUACUAGCAUUAUCUUGCAUUAGUCACUAAAGAGUUGCACACCCAUUGUAACAUCGCCAUGAUACAUGUACAUAUAUGAGUACCAGGUGGGCUCACGGCGCGUUGUUUCAAACAGGCUGGUAAUUUUCAAUUGAUGAUAUGCCAAGG